UGCGGUUACAUGACGGGUGGCGAGCGCCUCUAAAAUUUGUGGUCCCAAGGAUCCAAGCACUAUAUAUUUUGUGCUGGCAGCGUUUCUCUUCCUCCCAUCUCAUUCCAUCUCUCCAUAUACUUACACCCACUUUGUACUGUGAAUCCUCAUGUCUAACAACAUCCGUAAACUCGAUCGUCGAGCAGUAUUCAAAAGUUUGGCUAAACGUCUGAGCACUCUAGAGAAUUUUCUGUAUGCUACGGACGAAAUAAUGGGAUUCGAUCACUCGGAAGACUGCGAAUUGCAGCCCUACGGGGAAAAGAUCAUCGCUCUGACAGAGGUGGCGCGCCAGACUCUAAGAGAGAAAAUGGGUGUGUCCCUGCUCAUGAUUUGUCCGGAGGAACAUGUGCCUUACAAGGCGGCGUACUGCAAAUUGCUUAUCUGGAUUAGACACCGCAGGUCCGCAUUCCCUACUCACAUAGACGAUCGAAUCAAUUCGCUCUUGGAUAAUAUAAACCACAAUAUGGUCGUACGUACCAGAGGAAUUGACCCUCGCGCCCAAUUGGGUAUCGAGGAAUUACUGAUCGUCAAGAAACCACGAGCCGCUUGUGACAGCACCUUCGAUACUGCUGCUGUCUCGUCGACACGAGAAUCGUGCACCAGCUGUUCAGAAAUGGGCGCCUCCUUUUCCUCGAAGGCCGUUUGUUCGCGGAUUUUGUACGAAAGCCCAACGCUUUGAGGUUGGCACUAGGAAUCAAUCAUCAAGUUGAUAUUCCUUUCAAGCGUUCUUACCUGGACCCAACGGCUACCGCACUGUACUUCAAAUCACAACCCUCAUCUGCUUCUUGUCGUCAUGAAUAUGGAAUCCAUCCACGCACUCAGUGAUAUAUGUAGUGAAAGA
Molecule: messenger RNA, 880 nt
Organism: Suillus fuscotomentosus
Lineage: Eukaryota; Fungi; Basidiomycota; Agaricomycetes; Boletales; Suillaceae
Exons: 4
Coding region: 149-718 (189 amino acids)
Source: RefSeq, a predicted model, not a curated record